Molecule: messenger RNA, 1011 nt
Organism: Didymodactylos carnosus
Lineage: Eukaryota; Metazoa; Rotifera; Eurotatoria; Philodinida; Philodinidae
Source: the annotation of a GenBank genome assembly
CAAGAAUUUUUAUAUACACCACCGGACUUAACUGAACCAAAAUCAAAAUCAAAACUUACAACAAAUAACGACCAUGAUGAGCAAAGAGUUUUAUUAGCAACAGUAUAUACGCAACCCGAUCCACGUUUACAAUCACAAUCGACCACUUUGCUAUUACCAGCAGCACCACGACCCACAGUGAUACCGCGUCAACAACCCGAUACAUUACUAAUCUCGCAACCGCCAAAUGCUGCUGAAACAACAACCGAUGGUACGAUGUUACAAGAUGCUCCCACAGAUGAAGAUGAUUUUAUUGACAGUAGCGUUCUCCCAUUAACAGCUUUAAAUGGAAAAGAAAGUUACAAUGUUUCAAUGACAGAUCUUUCUAAAGACGACGAAACUUCGUGCAUGUCAGUUGAAUCUAAAGAUGGUGAGACAGAAAGUAAUGUCAAUGAUCACACAAUACAAGGGUCAUCAACAGUUUUACCCAAUGUAGCUACUCACGCUAGUCAAGAUGGUAUAUCUUCACGAACACGACAUAAACAGUGCGUGGAGAAGUUGAAAGUUAUAUUCAAUCAUGCGGAAAAUGUGCCAAGUUUAACGUCAAAAGAACAAAACACAUGGCAAAUUGAACCCAAUUCCACCACCAGAAGGACCGAUGGAAUUAGUCGGCAUACAUUUUUGGGGACAACCAGACAAGAAUCCGACAAUGGGAAUAAAUACGUAUUGGUCAUAACCGAUUACUUGACAAAAUUUGUCAUAGUGAAGGCGUUACCUAACAAUACAGUACAAACAACUGCCCAAACAUUUGUCGAAGAACUCAUCUUUAACUUUGGUGUACCAGAUCGGCUCAUCGCCGAUCAAGGAGUCCACUUUAAUAAUGAAUUAAUGAAAAAUGUGGCAGAAUUGAUAGGUUUCGACUACAUUAAAUCAAUACCAUACCAUCUACAGACGAAUGGUCAAGUCGAACGGUUCAAUGCAACAUUUCGACCGCAACUAGCAAAGUUACAAGGCGAGAAUUUGAACCAUUAA